Messenger RNA from Nomascus leucogenys (northern white-cheeked gibbon), 6420 nucleotides. RefSeq names its product glucocorticoid modulatory element binding protein 1 (gene GMEB1). Gene Ontology annotation, biological process: positive regulation of transcription by RNA polymerase II. Gene Ontology annotation, cellular component: nucleus. Gene Ontology annotation, molecular function: RNA polymerase II cis-regulatory region sequence-specific DNA binding; DNA-binding transcription activator activity, RNA polymerase II-specific. The record is from RefSeq and is a predicted model, not a curated record. NCBI's taxonomy places the organism in Eukaryota, Metazoa, Chordata, Mammalia, Primates, Hylobatidae.
GAAGCCCGGCCUGGCGGCGGCGGUGGCGGUAGCUGCCGUGGCGGCCUCUGCGCAUGCUCCGUCGCCCGCCCGCCCUGGCCGCUCGCCGCCCGCCCGCCCGACGGAGACGCAGUCCCAGCUAUCUGACUUCAUGUGAAAGAUGGCUAAUGCAGAAGUGAGUGUCCCAGUGGGGGAUGUGGUUGUGGUACCUACUGAAGGAAAUGAAGGGGAGAAUCCUGAAGAUACUAAAACCCAAGUGAUUUUGCAGUUACAGCCUGUGCAACAAGGUUUGUUUAUCGAUGGACACUUUUACAACAGGAUUUAUGAAGCUGGGUCGGAGAACAACACGGCAGUUGUAGCAGUAGAAACCCACACGAUACACAAAAUUGAAGAAGGGAUUGAUACAGGCACUAUAGAAGCAAAUGAGGAUAUGGAAAUUGCUUACCCCAUAACAUGUGGGGAGAGCAAAGCCAUCCUGCUCUGGAAGAAGUUUGUGUGUCCGGGAAUAAACGUGAAGUGUGUCAAGUUCAAUGAUCAGUUGAUCAGCCCCAAGCACUUUGUUCAUCUGGCUGGCAAGUCCACCCUGAAGGACUGGAAGAGAGCUAUUCGUCUAGGUGGGAUCAUGCUCAGGAAAAUGAUGGACUCCGGACAGAUUGAUUUUUACCAACAUGACAAAGUUUGCUCCAAUACCUGCAGAAGCACCAAAUUUGAUCUUCUGAUCAGCAGUGCAAGAGCUCCAGUGCCAGGACAGCAGACAAGUGUGGUGCAGACACCCACUUCGGCUGAUGGUAGCAUCACGCAGAUUGCCAUCUCAGAAGAGAGCAUGGAAGAGGCAGGGCUGGAAUGGAACUCAGCUCUCACCGCCGCUGUCACCAUGGCCACGGAGGAGGGUGUAAAGAAAGACUCAGAGGAAAUUUCAGAGGACACUUUGAUGUUCUGGAAAGGAAUAGCUGAUGUAGGGCUGAUGGAAGAGGUUGUCUGCAAUAUACAGAAGGAAAUAGAGGAGCUACUCAGGGGAGUUCAGCAGCGGCUCAUCCAGGCUCCCUUCCAAGUCACAGAUGCUGCUGUUCUCAACAACGUAGCACACACAUUUGGCCUAAUGGACACAGUCAAGAAGGUUUUAGACAACAGAAGGAACCAAGUAGAGCAGGGAGAAGAACAGUUUCUCUAUACUCUGACAGACUUGGAACGCCAGUUGGAGGAGCAGAAGAAGCAAGCCCAGGAUCACAGGCUGAAAUCUCAGACAGUUCAAAAUGUGGUUCUGAUGCCUGUGAGCACUCCUAAGCCUCCGAAAAGACCCCGGCUCCAGCGGCCAGCCUCCACCACUGUCUUGAGCCCUUCUCCUCCUGUCCAGCAGCCUCAGUUCACGGUCAUCUCACCCAUCACCAUCACCCCAGUGGGUCAGUCAUUUUCCAUGGGCAAUAUUCCAGUGGCCACCCUCAGCCAGGGCUCCAGUCCUGUGACUGUCCACACACUGCCUUCUGGCCCUCAGCUCUUCCGCUAUGCCACAGUGGUCUCCUCUGCCAAGAGCAGCUCACCAGACACAGUGACCAUCCACCCUUCAUCUAGCUUGGCGCUGCUGAGCUCUACUGCCAUGCAGGAUGGGAGUACACUGGGCAACAUGACCACCAUGGUUAGCCCUGUGGAGUUGGUGGCCAUGGAGUCCGGCCUAACCUCGGCAAUUCAGGCUGUUGAAAGCACCUCAGAGGAUGGGCAGACCAUCAUUGAGAUUGAUCCAGCCCCGGACCCAGAAGCUGAAGAUACUGAGGGCAAAGCAGUCAUCUUGGAGACAGAGCUGAGGACUGAGGAGAAAGUUGUGGCUGAGAUGGAAGAACACCAGCAUCAAGUUCACAAUGUGGAGAUUGUGGUCUUAGAGGAUUAACUGGGGAUCUCAGGGCCAGGAGUUAUGUUUUGAUUUGGAAUUUUAAUUAUUUGUUUAUUUUUAUCAUUGUCCCAUUCAUUUCCACAUAGGACCCUUUUUUUAAAAAAAAACAAAAUCUUAUUGUUGUAACUGAAAAUGUUGGGUUCUUCCCACUCCCUCAUUGAAAAAUGGACAAAACAAGCUGCCCUUCCAGAAGUUGAGAGUAGGUCAUUCAAUGUCCUAAUCAUCUUACACCAAGAAAGUAAUUUCUUUUAGGGGAAGUGUGAAGAUAACGAGUAACCCUGUCCAGAAAGCCAUUUCCAGGCUCGUCUGUGUAGGCAUGUGGUUUUGUUCUUAUAAAGAUGCAUUGACCAAACUCUGGAACACAGAUCUGACACUGGAAGGCAACCCAUUCGCAUGUGGAUGCUGAAGGGCACUUUAUUUUGUAUCCUGAAAAGGGCCUGCAGAGGCCAGUACAAAACUCUCAAACAAAAGGAAGUUGACUCUGCUUUGAGGGGAAGGUGGCAUGCCAGCACUAUCUUAAAAAGGGAAAUGCUAGCCGGGCGCGGUGGCUCACGCCUGUAAUCCCAGCACUUUGGGAGGCCGAGGCGGGUGGAUCACGAGGUCAGGAGUUUGAGACCAGCCUGGCCAACAUGGUGAAACCCCGUAUCUACUAAAAAUAAAAAAAAAAAAAUUAGCCGGGUGUGGUGGCGGGAGCCUGUAAUCCCAGCUAUUCGGGAGGCCAAGGCAGGAGAAUUGCUUGAACCUGGGAAGGCAGAGGUUGCAGUGAGCCAAGAUGGCACCACUGCACUCCAGCCUGGGCAACAAGAGCGAGACUCCAUCUCAAAACAAACAAAAAAAAGAAGUGCUUUGGCAAGUAUGGGGCAGGGAAAUCAUCUUACUUCCAGAGGUGCAACUGACGCCUCUGGAGAUCUCGAAAAGUUAGUACCGUGAGUGCCAUUUUGAGAAGAGGGUGGUAAUAAGUGGAAGGUACAUCUCCACAGAGCAAGUGGCAGCAGCAGUGGCCUGUGGUUUUGCAGAGAUGGAAAGCCCCAAGGCUGGGUGCCGUGGCUCAUGCCUGUAAUCCCAGCACUUUGGGAGGCCGAGGCGGGCGAAUCACCUGAGGUCAGGAGUUUGAGGCCAGCCUGGCCAACAUGGUGAAACCCUGUCUCUACUAAAAAUACACACACAAAAAAUUAGCUGGGCAUGGUGGCAGGCGCCUGUAAUCCCAGCUACUUGGGAGGCUGAGGCAGGAGAAUUGCUUGAACCUGGGAGGCGGAGGUUGCAAUGAGCUGAGAUCAUGCCAUUGCACUCUAGCCUGGGUGAGAAGAGCAAAACUCUGUCUCAAAAAAAAAAGAAAUGGAAAGCCAAGGAUGCUGCAGCUGUGCUUUGGGGUUCAAGGUAAUAGCUUACCUUGUUCCACACUUUGUCAAAGCACUCACCCUCCUAAACUAGGACCAGUCCAUUCAUUUGAAACUGUGCAAUGUGAUGUAAAUUGCUCUGGUUCUUGGACUGUGGCUGUCACAGGGAUGGGGCUCCAAGGCCAUCAUUUUCAUUGCAUGGCUCCAAUAGCAGGGAGUUCCUCAAUCACACCAGCUGCCAUUUUUGGUGGGGCCAUUUUUUUGACUUUGGAACCAAAAGCAGCCACUCAUUUGGUGCUUCCUCUUGUUCUGCCCUCCAUCCCUCAACUCUUAAUGGCAUCUGUCUCCUAGAACCCACGCUCUUCAGCUUUUUGGCUGAUUUGGAGAACAGUGACAGGUGCCUGCCUGCCUUCAUCCCCUUUUAGAUUCAUUUAUACCACAGAUGUUUCUGUGAGAUACUGAGAUCAUAAAAAGCUUUAGGCUUGGCAGAGAGGACUCAACACCCCCAGGCUUUCCUGAGGCACCAACUAGAUGUCUCUUGAGUGAACUGGACUCCCUGGGAAAGAAGCAUUGUCUGCAACAUUAUAUUAUAGGAAAUGUACCAGGAAUGUCAAUAAUAAUGUCUUGGGGGGAUUAUUUUGUUUUGUUUUGUUUUUAAUGUUUGUAUAUUUAGAGCUGGGCCAUUUUCCGUGCUGUGAUUCCUUCUCUUUGACCCUCUUCAGUGUUUGGGGCAAGAGUGGACCCUGGUUUUUAUUUCUUUGAUUGCAUUGUUUACUGCACUAGGAAAAAUAUAGGGAUACAGGGAAACUAUAGACAAAUUAAAGGAAAAAUAGGUCAAAAAAGAAAGCACACACCUUAAGAGUGGGAGGAAUAUUUUUAUUAAAAACAAAACUUUGACCUGUAGUUUCUUUUUUUCUUUUUUAUUUUUAAGAAGGCACCUAUCAGAAGCCAUGUUUCUUCAACAGAUGUUGGAAACCCCUUCGAGCAAGUAAAAGUUGCAUUCUCCAUCCCUCAGAUGGCUGUAUGUAGUCAAAGAAACCCUGUAACAUGGGAAGGUUACUCUUUUUUUUUUUUUCUUUUUGAGAUGGAGUCUCUCUGUAGCCCAGGCUGGAGUGCAAUGGUGUGAUCUCAGCUCACUGCAACCUCCGCCUCCUUGGUUCAAGCGAUUCUCCUGCCUCAGCCUCCUGAAUAGCUGGGAUUACAGGCUCCCACCACCACGCCUGGGUAAUUUUUGUAUUUUUAGUAGAGACGGGGUUUCGCCAUGUUGGCCAGGCUGGUCUCGAACUCCUGGCCUCGAGCGAUCUGCCCGCCUCGGCCUCCCAAAGUGUUGGGAUUACAGGCAUGAGCCACCACACCCAGCCUGAAGGUGACUCUUUAAGAAUGAGAUUUAUGAACUCCAUACAAUUGUAGAUUUCAGUUUUUAAAUAGUCUGGGGUUUUAUUUUUCUUUUCAAAAUAUCUAAUAGACUUAGCAAUCAAUUUAGAACAAAUAUUUGGCCCUUAACAUAUCUCUAGUGAGGGAAGUAGCUUUUAUUUCCUGCUUGUUUAGGUCUUCUGUUGGUACAUAAACAAAACAUUGCUGUCUAAGACUGAAUCUACUUGAAUCUAGGAAGGCACAUCUCAUCCCUAUUGUGGUUUUUAGGGACACUUUUCUCUUUCCCAGAGAUGAGAGGACCAAUUCAGAACAGAAGAGCCCUCGUGAAUACCAACAUGCUAGCUGAGGUUCCCUUCUUUCCUUCAUCAGAGCUAUCGGCAGGGUUUUAAGGUGGUGUGUGCAUCAUGCUUCCAAAGCCAGGAGACUUCUUCAGACAGCCUGUUUACUAGAUGCAUUUUCCAGCUGGUGAAAUACAUGAGCUUUGUUGUUUUCCUAGUCUUCCAAUAGCCUGUCAUUAUUGUUAGAUAUUAUGGCACCUGUUGUCUAAUGUGGGUUCCCUUACAGCCCUGGUCUAGAUGAUCCUAGAUGGGGUGAGAUAUAUGCAAGCCAUUGGUAUGUGCGUAAGCAGUUGCAAUGCCCUUAGGCUGACUUGGUAGUAGGCAUUUAUCUUUCUGUUCAUGCAUUGAAUAAACAUUGUUAAGAACCAUCUAUGUGCCAGGCUUCGUGCUGGGCACUGACAGUAGAGAGAUGAAGACGUAGUCCUCGCACUUACGGAAUUCAUACUCCAGAUCUCUGGAGUUAAGAAAUACAUAUUUCAGCCAGGCACGGUGGCUCACACCUAGAAUCCCAGCACUUUCAGAAGCUGAGGCAGAACUGCUUGAGGCCAAGAGUUUAGCCUGGUCAACAUAGCCAGACCCCGUCUCUACAAAAAAAAGUAAAAAUUAGUCAGGUCUUGUGACUCGCACUUGUAGACACAAUUACUCAGGAUGCUAAGGCAAGAGGGUUUUGCUUGGGCUUAGGAGUCGAAGGCUGUAGUGAGCUAUGACUGUGCCACUGUACUCUCGCCUAGGCAACAGAGCAGCACCCCCAGCUCAGAAAACCAAAACGACACAUUUCAUUAUCAUUGUUUUCCUUUGUAAUCCUAUGUAUUUUAUGCAUUGAAAAACAUUAUUUAAGAAUUUGUUCAUAGGUUUCAGCAGACUGACAAAGGCACAAACAAGCAGCUGUCCUCUACUGAGGUACUGAAACAGAUCCUACUGGGUAAGUGCUGCGUGUGAUAGGGCUAUUGGCUAGGAGCUGAGAGAACAAAGCAUGAAGUGCCUAACCCAGCUUAGGGGUGUAGAGGUGGGGUCAGCAAAUAAAGGAGAUCUUCCUGGAGAAGGCAUAUACCUAAGCUGAUUUAGGAGAGACCACUUUUGGCUAGGUUUAUUGUACUACUUGAUUUUCAAGUAAUUGGGCUUAUGUAUUCUAGAGAAAAAGUCUUCAGUCUCUUGCUGUUUCUGCCUGCAAAGCAAGGCAGAGUCAGCAACACGGGCAGUCUCUCUACUGGAGAACGCUGAGUCAUGCAUGGGCUUCUCCAAGUUUCCAUCAGAUGGGAUCCAGUGUUGAAUCCAGUGCAGGACGAGUCUAGCUGGCAAAGGGUAAAUGCCCCCAAGCCUUCCUGCCGUAUGGUUUCCACGAAGGCCUGAGAGUCAACUGUACAACUGUCUUGUCUUGGCCAUGUCCCUAUUUGGUCCCCGCCUUGUUCUCUUCCCUUUCUCAAUUUCCAAGCUCCACCCACUCCUAAAAACACCAGUCAUUCUGAAGUAAAAAAUGGACAAUAAACAUGAAUAUUCAAGAUUCAAA